CGGGUGCUCCACUCCUUGUUCGCCAUUCUUGCUUGGGGAAGCGAGCUGGUAGCGUGGGGACUGAGACGCUCAGAAAUAUUCAAAUAAAAGUGUUUUAGAAAGGUAAGGUCGGAGUACAGCCAUACCUGGAUCAUUGUUGUCAGCAAGGGGCUUCCAAUUGAUGAAGAUUUCGGGGUUUUUAGCGGACGAUGGCAGAGCAGGAUCCCACCCCUGAGCAGCUGGCAGCGAUCGCGGCAGAGAACCAGGAAGGAGUGACCUCAGUGAACUACAAGCCGCCAGCGCAGAAAACCCUGCAGGAGAUCCAGCAGCUGGACCAGGAUGAUGAGAGCCUGCGCAAGUACAAGGAGGCACUGCUGGGAAACGUCAGCACCACAGUGGCUGACCCUAAUGCCCCAAAUGUACAGGUGACAAAGCUGACGUUGGUGUGUGAAACUGCUCCUCUGCCUCUCACCCUGGACCUGACAGGUGAUCUGGAAGGCUUUAAGAAGCAGUCAUUUGUCCUGAAGGAGGGCGUGGAGUACAAGAUUAAAAUCAGUUUUAAGGUUAACAGAGAUAUUGUCUCAGGCUUGAAGUACGUCCAACAGACCUACAGGAAAGGAGUUAAGAUUGACAAGACGGACUACAUGGUUGGCAGCUACGGGCCGCGCCCCGAAGAGUACGAGUUUCUGACGCCGCUGGAGGAAGCGCCCAAGGGCAUGCUGGCCAGGGGCACCUACAACAUCAAAUCGAAAUUCACAGACGACGACAAACACGACCAUCUGUCCUGGGAGUGGAACCUCAACAUCAAGAAGGAGUGGAAGGAUUAAUCCGGCCAGCAGCAUCACCCUCACAUUAGGAGAGGCCGAAUCAGCAGCUAUACAGUACACCACCUACGACUACUACGCCCCCUACUGUACCAAAGUGAUACCACAACUUUUCCUUUUUUUACGAAAGAACAGCAUCACCAUCCAAAAUUAAUGAAUUUGUACUGCAGAGUAAGAACAUCAUGGCUGGCGAGAGAAACAGUUGUAAAAUCCAAUGUUUGUUUAAAAAGAAAAUGAUGGCAUGGCUAUUUGUGUUCGUCUCCCUUCAUUGUUUUCAUCCCCACCCCCCCCCACCCCCGUUUGUUUGUUUUGUUUAGGUUCUGUUUUACCGAGAGCUGCCUUCUGAAGUUAUCAGUUAAAGAACCAUGAGAGGAGUAUUAGAUAUGUAUUUUUUUUUCCCCCGCAGAGAGAAGGAAAAGGCUUUUCCAUACUGCUAGGCAAACUCUAUCAAAGCAAACUGUAUCAAAUUGAAAGACAUAGUAGUUUCAUAUGCAUGUAUAUUGAGCAUUUGAGACUGCAUUUUUGUGUAUACUGUUUUUUUUUUCCUUACCUGCUGUUCCAGUGAGAUUGGGACCCAGUCCUAUAUUUUCUGUAGCUGGUAAGAUGCUGUAAAUACAGUAUUCUAUUUGCAGUUUGCCUUGCAGUUCUGGAGGAUUUUUUUCAGUCUCUUUAAAAUAUUGUCCCAGUCUGAUAUCAACAAGUAUAUUAUAUAUAUAUAUAUAUAUAUAUAUAUAUAUAUAUAUAUAUAUAUAUAUAUAUGUGUGUACAGUUAGAUUUAGAGGCAGUUUUCUUAAAAUAAUCCAAUUAAACCAAUUACAUUUUUUAACCAUGUUGCCUUAAUGUUAAUGAUGAUUACUGUUGUGAAAAAAACAAGAAAAACAAAUGCAAAAAUAAUAAUAAUCAUGUAGACUACUUGCAUAUAUUGAGUUUCCUGUUGAUCUGACUGCAAAUGAACAGUGCCAGCCCAAAUUAAGUAACUAAUGCAGUAUUGUGGAACCUGUACCAGUUUAAAGAUUAUAUAAUAAUUGUGAUAAGAAAGAGAUUAAUGGGAGAGACUUUCUUCCCUGCUUUUGAGAGCUGAUAAUUCUACAAAAGUCAACCAUGUCACCUGGAUGUAUUUUAUUCUUUUAUUAGCUGCUUAAUGUGGGCUGACACCUGCUAACAUGUUAAUUAAAGAGGGUGGAAGAGGAGAUCACUACUGGUGGAUGCCACAUUCCUGAGUCGGCAUUUAACCUGUUGAUUAAAGUCACGCUGCUGAGCUGGAGUAAAACGCCUAUGGUCUUUUUUGGGGGAGGGUGUUUUCUUAAAGGAACUGUAUACAGAAUAACAUCUCGAAGCUGAAGCUUAUUAAGAAGGGGGAAAUUAAGACAUGCAAGUCAUUGCACUGUUAUCUGUAAUAAAAAAGCAAGGAUUCAAAGUAGGGUGUUUGGACUGAAAACUUCAGUUUGGAAGAUGUUAUAAAUACUGCAUGCAGGGCCUUUUGAAGAUGCUCUUUUGAAACCUAGUGUUGUAUUGAAUGGACCAGAAGAAAAUAUAUAGUAUGUCAUAACAUUUGUGUAAAUGAAUGUGCCUGCUUCAUUUUAUAUGUCUUUUUUUUUUCUCAUCAAAUAAGCAGUAUCCCCUUUUUAUUUUCAAACUCCUCUGCGCCUUGAAAAACCAUGCCUUCAGAUUUCAGAAAUGGGAACUGGAUUAGUUCCCAUUCACCAAAGGGGCUUACUGUGUCUGUUCAGACUAACGGAAUACUAUAGCGGGGCAUAAAGAUGCCUUACAUGAGUUAAGACCUAUUGUUUAAUAAAACACACACCAACACUUGCCUCUUAUGGAUUAGUAUUUGAUACAGAAAAUCUAGGACAACUUCCUUGCACCUUUCCCUAAUAGCAGUGUCAUUAAUUUCUGUAGAUCUCUUACAGCCUUUGAAAUAGAAUACAAAAACUACAGUGCCAUCACCAGGGCCAGCAAAACGUAAAAAAGGAAGGAAAUGUUCUUGUAGCCUAUGGCAACUUUUGGAGCCCAAUUCGAUUUAAUGUUUUGAUAGGAGAGAAACAUUAAGAACGAGAAACAAAGUAAAUGUGCUGUGCAAUUGCAGCUCAUUUAAAGGAUUUCUCCAUGUUUUUGUUUGUCACAAAAUCUUAACCCUCCAGCUAAAAAGUUAAUUGAAUUUAGGGUUAUCCAGUGUGUAAUCAAGCAGUAAAAUACCAGACGGGUCAUGGCUAUUGAAAGAGUUAGGUGUCAAGGCAACUAGAUAUUGGGCUUUUCUGGCCCUGAUUCAGUAACAGUGUUUGUGAUUGGCUGGGUACAUGUCGGUGAGUGUCAUAGCCAGUAGAAAUGGGACCAAUCAAGUGGUUACUUGUAGCUGUGCAAUGUUAUUUACCCAUAAACCCUUUUUUUCUCCUUUUUUUAAAAAAAAAUAUAGAUUUUUUAAUUUGUCUCUUGUCUGUUUUUGCUACUUAUUCUGUGUAGCCUGGAGAACAGUUUCCAGACUUUAUUUGACUACAAUAAAGUGUCCAGACUGGAUCCAUUACAAAUCUA
Molecule: messenger RNA, 3332 nt
Organism: Acipenser ruthenus (sterlet)
Lineage: Eukaryota; Metazoa; Chordata; Actinopteri; Acipenseriformes; Acipenseridae
Product: rho GDP-dissociation inhibitor 1-like
Exons: 6
Coding region: 189-806 (205 amino acids)
Biological process (GO): Rho protein signal transduction
Cellular component (GO): membrane; cytosol; cytoplasm
Molecular function (GO): Rho GDP-dissociation inhibitor activity; protein binding
Source: RefSeq, a predicted model, not a curated record